CCGGUAGCUAGAUUGCAAGACAAAGAACGUACUGUAAAAGAGGAGCAGAAAAUAUUGUUUAGAAAAUAGUUGGCACCGGACAUUUCUACCAACUUGUCCGGUGGUGAUUACUUUUUCGCGUAAUCACCCAUGUGACAAACAAUCUCUAUUCCGAUUGGUUAAUUCACUUUCUGUGUGGCGAUUUGUGCACGCUCCUGCAUGGGACAAGCUGACAUGAUGUGAGUGCGAGAGAUGCGACGAGGUCACCCAUUCCAUGCGUGUGUAGCGUUAUAUUAUUGGGAGCCUAGACCUAAGGUUUGUAUUGUAGCACUACAGUAUAUCAUUGAUCAUAACUCUGUAAAUGGAGUUCCAGUAGCUGUAAAAGAAGGUAUAAACAUGAUGGCUGAAGCUGCUAACAAUGUUAUACCUGAGAAUAUUAAGAAACUUGUGAGGGCAGUGUUGUUAUCUAAAAUUGGUGGCGUACCAAUAAAGCGAUUCCCAGCUGAUUAUCGGUCACUGAUUGGUGAAAACUUUCCAUUGAGAAGUUUGGGUUUCAGCUCAUUUCUGUUGUGUAUGAAAUCAAUGCCAGAUGUUGUAAGAAUAGAUGGUGAAAAAUCAGAUACGUGUUUGUUAUUUGGUAUUGGUGAUGAAACGUCUUUUAUGAGUGGACCAGCAAUCAUGGCGCAGUUCCCAGUUGAGGGUGGUCAUAAGAGGCAGAGAGGUAGAAAGCAAGGUGGAGCUUCAAAAAAAGAAAAUGGAAAAGUAAGCACAAGUGAUUUGAUGAGUCCACUGUCUGCAAAAUUUCCUAAUCUGGUGCCCAAUAUGAAAGGAUGGUAUUCUGUUGUUGUAAAGGGAAUACAUGAUUCAAACACUGCAAAUGAGGUCUACAGGUUGUUCUCAUAUGAUGCUAUGGUUGUGGAUUACAGCCAUCAUAAUCACUUUUAUUUCUUUCGAUUUGGAAAUAUUACCGAUGCAGAACGCAUUUUGAGCAAAUAUGAUGGAUAUAUACUAUGUGGAACACGAAUUGGAGUUUCACCAGCACAAGAAAAAGGUGCCAGUAGCAAUAAUGAUGCUUCCAACCCAAACAGUUCAGACAAUAACUUUAAAUCACAGACUGAAAAUCUAGGACAGACAAAUAGUAAAACAGAUAAGAAAAUUGACAAUUCACAGCCUGAAAGCAAAGGAAAACCAACUAAAAAAACAAUUGGAAAAUCAAAUGAAAGAGGAGUGAAUAUUGAGAACAAGAAAAAAACAAGUAGAGGAAAAAACUCUAUGGAUUCUAAAACAUUAAAUUCUCAAUUAAAAAAGAAAGCAUUCACAGAAAAAUUAAAUGGUUAUGAGAGUAAUAAUACAGAAUUACAUAUUCAGCUCCAGAGUAUUGACGACUCGUGUGUACCACAACUUACCUAUUAUGGAAUCCACCUGGAAAACAUUGACAAAUCCACUUCAAUGAACGAACUAUUGGAGCUCUUUUCAAACUUUACACCUUUGUGGUCUCAUUUAGGGAAAAAAGUCCCACGCAGGAAAACUGUACAUGCUGACCUAAGCUUUAGAACUUGGGAAGAAAUCAGAGCGAUUUCCGAGCAAUUUCAAAACACACAUUAUAAGGGUGAACAAAUUUGUGUUCAAUUAUCAUUUAAAACAGCAAACGAACUUGGUUUAAUUUCUAAAGCAGUAGGAAUGGAUAACAACAACUCAGAAUCUGCUACUAUGACAGAUAAAGAAUGUAAAGGAGAUUCAGAAUUAGCUGAUCAGUUAACAACUGCAGAAUCUACCAGUUCUCAGUAUUCCCCUAAUGAAUAUUCCAGUUCUCAAUAUACCCCUAAUGAUGAGACUAACCACCAAACAAGCUCUAAACAAGAUGAACUCAACAUGGAGAGCAUCUUAAAAAGUCUCCCAGAGCCCGUCAACCACGAAGUAUUGCACGCCAGCGAUAGUGAAGGAUCCACUACAAGUACACGACGAAGAAGGCCAUGUAUUCUGGACUUCAUCGAAGACUAAAGACUUUAAAAAAAAAAUAUAAAUACAGUAUAACAAAUGGUAAAGCCAGGCAGUUGCUGUGUCAUACGACAAAUUUAACUCUGUUGCCUGUGAGCGCUAGGUGACGUGACCCUUUGUCAGUGGCAGUUUGAAUGGAUCAUCAUUAAAAACGAACAAUAGCGUGCAUUAUGGUGUUGCAUUUUACACCGGAUCGCAUCAGCCGACAACUGUUACAGUGUUUUGGUGAACUUUUCUCCUGCCGACAACUCUUUAAAUUUUAAGGCACAAAGUAAUUUAUUUAACAAAAAUGCGAGUGAGUGCUUGGUAUUAGUCGGGUAUGUUAAGUACAUCAAGUCUAGUUUCUAUAAAACUGCUGAUCUCUGGCAACUGUUGGAAACAUUUGAUUGGUUAUCAAACCAACACCAACAGCUCAAACUAUGGGUUGUGAUCCAAAAUUGAGUUCCCCUAGAUACACCACUGCUAGCAACUUCAUUGUUUCAGAAUCUCUGAAAAUCAUGUAUUUAAUUUAGUUUAAUAGAAUAUGUAAUUUGAAGUAGAUUUUUAAACCCCUUCACCGAUCCUAACCACAAAGAUGAGACAAGGUAUUUUUGAUAAAUUCUGAAUGACUCCCUUUGGCAACAUUGCACCAAGGUAUAUACAUUAAUAUUUAUAGACAAAUUUGCCUAAAAAAGUAUUUUAUUUAGAAGUCGGGGUGUUAGCCGUGAUGUAAUGUUUCAUUUUCUAUUGUACUUUGUAUCAAAUUUAAUCAUAAUUGUGUAGUAGUACUGUAAAACAAUACUGGCACUUUGUAAGAGCAAAUUAUGUAUUAAUAGAAUCAUUUAACAACUUUAAUCCAAUGCUUACUAGGAGUGUUUCCUUAAGUUUAUGAAUUGUUUAGAUGACAAUUCAUUUUAAUCUGCAAUUCAGCCAAUUAUGUACAUAUUUUGCUGCCAUCGAAAAAAGAAUCCUUACAAAAAACCAACAAAGAGCCUCUCACACAUCCUCCCAGAUUUGGUUUAAUUGUUUCCUUUAAACAAAUCUUAAUGAUCUUUACCUAUUAGUUACUAUUUUUUUAUGGAAUUGUAAAGUAAAUUAUAAUUAAAAAGAAAACAAAAAGCCCUCAUUAGUUUUAAUAUUAACUGAAAAAAUGUAUCAUUCACUAGUUAAAUUUGGAUAAUCUUUGUAGUUUUUUUUUAGAUAUAAUUUGUAUUUGUAAUUCAUGUACCAAGAAUUAUCUAUUAAUUAUAAUUAUUUCUGUAUUAUAUUAAUAUUAAUAAUUGGUAAAUCCCUAAUUAUUUCCCAAUUUCAAAUUAAAAAUACAAUGUGUGUUGAUCUAAUCAACGUGGACAAAAAUAAUUAAAUAUUGGAAUUACUUAAGUAAUUAUUUGUAAAUCAUAGAAAACAUAAUUGUUUUGAUAUGAGUCUUAUUAAAGUUGCUGACUGAAUUGAUUCGUUGUAUUAAUUUAAUUUUUUAGGGUUUUCCAGAUAUCAAUUAUGAUGCAUUGUGCUUGUAGAAUGAAAAUUAAAAGAGAUGACGUCAUAUCGGCUUGUUUUUGAAA
Molecule: messenger RNA, 3518 nt
Organism: Anneissia japonica
Lineage: Eukaryota; Metazoa; Echinodermata; Crinoidea; Comatulida; Comatulidae
Product: tudor domain-containing protein 5-like
Exons: 12
Coding region: 232-1980 (582 amino acids)
Molecular function (GO): nucleic acid binding
Source: RefSeq, a predicted model, not a curated record